Venustampulla echinocandica is the source of this 2502-nucleotide messenger RNA. Its product is annotated as AdoMet-dependent rRNA methyltransferase SPB1. The transcript is spliced from 3 exons. Lineage: Eukaryota; Fungi; Ascomycota; Leotiomycetes; Helotiales; Pleuroascaceae. Gene Ontology annotation, cellular component: preribosome, large subunit precursor; nucleus; nucleolus. The record is from RefSeq and is a predicted model, not a curated record. Gene Ontology annotation, biological process: rRNA methylation; maturation of LSU-rRNA from tricistronic rRNA transcript (SSU-rRNA, 5.8S rRNA, LSU-rRNA); maturation of 5.8S rRNA from tricistronic rRNA transcript (SSU-rRNA, 5.8S rRNA, LSU-rRNA). Gene Ontology annotation, molecular function: rRNA (uridine-2'-O-ribose)-methyltransferase activity; rRNA (guanine) methyltransferase activity. The coding region runs from base 1 to 2502 and encodes 833 amino acids.
AUGGGUAUUCAAAAGAAGCAUGGCAAAGGUCGUCUCGACAAGUGGUAUAAAUUGGCCAAGGAGAAGGGAUACAGAGCCAGAGCUGCGUUCAAACUGAUCCAGCUGAAUAAGAAGUAUGGGUUCUUAGAAAAGAGCAAGGUCCUGCUGGAUCUUUGCGCUGCUCCUGGAUCGUGGUGUCAAGUUGCUGCGGAGACGAUGCCAGUGAGCAGUCUAAUUAUCGGCGUGGAUCUUUCCCCAAUUAAACCAAUCCCACGAGCUAUAACCUUCCAAAGCGAUAUCACCACUGAUAAAUGUCGGGCUACGAUUCGGCAACAUCUAAAGACCUGGAAAGCGGAUACCGUUCUUCACGAUGGCGCUCCCAAUGUGGGUACGGCCUGGGUGCAAGAUUCUUUCAAUCAGGCAGAAUUGGUGUUGCAGGCAAUGAAGCUGGCUACGGAAUUUCUGGUCGAAGGAGGAACUUUUGUUACCAAGGUCUUCAGGUCGAAAGAUUACAACAGUCUUCUCUGGGUCUUCAAUCAGCUAUUCACAAAGGUUGAAGCGACGAAGCCUCCAUCGUCAAGAAACGUCUCCGCCGAGAUCUUCGUCGUCUGUCGUGGAUUCAAAGCGCCUAAAAAGAUCGAUCCCAAAUUUCUGGAUCCCAGAUCCGUCUUUGCCGAGUUGUCGGACCCCACGCCUAACAAUGAAGCAAAAGUGUACAAUCCGGAGAUUAAGAAGCGGAAGAGGGACGGUUACGAGGAAGGGAAUUACACUCAAUUCAAGGAAGUGACAGCUAGCGAAUUCAUCCAGACUAUAGAUCCUAUAGAGAUUCUUGGUAGCAAGAAUAAGUUAAGUUUUGAACAACCACCAAAUGGCGACGUCGCUCUGGCUGCUCUCGAUAAAUUGCCGGAGACGACACAAGAGAUCCGUGACUGUUGUGCGGAUCUCAAGGUGCUUGGAAGGAAGGAAUUCAAAACUCUUUUGAAGUGGCGAUUAAAAGUUCGGGAAAAGUUUGGCUUUGCUACAAAGAAGUCUGCCAAAGCUGCUGAGGACGAAGAGGUGGCUGAUGUCGAGUCUAUAGACGAGGAGUUGAAGAUCCAGGAAGAAUUACAGGCGCUGACCGACAAGGAAAAAGGCCGCAGGAAGCGUGAAAAGCGGAAGGAGAAUGAGAAGAAGCAGAGGGAGAUAAUACGGAUGCAACUCAACAUGACUGUUCCCACGGAAAUUGGUCUUGAGCAAUCCAGUGGAGACCACACGAUGUUUGCCUUAAAGCCGAUCGACAAGACAGGCGCUGUGGACAAGAUUGCAAAAGGCAAGAUGGGUAUCCUCAAGGAAUCCGAUCGCAAGGACGAUGACGGGUUUGGAUCUGGAGACACGGACGAGGAGAGUGAUGAGGAGCAAGACCAGCUGGACAGAGAAAUGGAUUUUAUGUAUGAGCAAUACCAGGACCGGAAAUCUAGCUCCGAUGCGAAGUUCCGCGCGAAGAAGGCACGAAAGGAGCACGAAGAUGGCGAUUGGGAUGGCUUCUCGGCAGAUGGCCAUGGCAGUGACGACGGAGAUAAGCUUGAGGAGGAUUCUAGCGACGAUUCGUCGGACGAGGAGAUGCCUUCGAAACGCUCGUUAUUGACAGAUUUGCAACGCGCCGACAAAAAAGCUGGCGGUCUAUCUAGACGUGCCACGCAAUUCUUUGACCAAGAUAUCUUUAAGGAUAUAGGAGGGAUACCUGAGGAAGCAGAGCCCGAGGACGAGUUGGAAGAAGGAGAUGAAGAGAUAGCUGAAGAUCUUGAAGCUUUGGACUCGAUGAUGCAAAAGGACGUUGCCGAGGCAGAACCUGAUUCCGAGUCUGACGUCCCGGACGCUGACGAAGCUGAGGAGGGUGAAAGCUCGGAUGAGGACGAGGGUGGGUUUGAGGUUGUGAAGGCGGCCAAAGACACACAGUGGGAGGAGGAGCCUCGUAAAGAUGGCAGAUUAGACAUCGACAUUAUAACGGCUGAAGCCAUGACCCUCGCUCAGCAAAUUGCCUCGGGCCAGAGGACCACUCAAGACCUCAUCGACGAGGGUUUCAACAAAUACACCUUCAAAGACCGUGACGGUCUUCCCGAGUGGUUCCUAGAUGACGAGGGGCGUCACGACAAACCCCAUCGCCCUAUCAGCGCCGCGGGCGCAGCUGCCAUUAAAGAGAAACUACGUGCUUUGAACGCCCGACCUAUCAAGAAAGUACGUGAAGCCAAGGAUAGGAAGAAGUUCAAGGCAGCACAGCGACUAGAGAAGAUGCGGAAGAAGUCGGCGCUGCUACUAGACGAUGAGGGCCUGAAUGAGAAGGAUAAGGCGUCAAGUAUUGUGAAGUUGAUGAAGGGGGCAACGAAGAAGAGGCCCAAACGGCAGGUUAGUGUCGUGGUUGCGCGUGGCGGCAAUAGAGGUAUUGCUGGAAGACCUAGGGGCGUUAAGGGGAAGUAUAAGAUUGUGGAUGCUAGGUUGAAGAAGGAUGUUAGGGGUGAGAAGAGGGCUGCGAAGAAGAGGAAGUGA